AAGGAAAAAUCAAGCAAACUGCUGGCUUUGUUCGAAUGCAGUUCCUGAAGAGUCGAAGGCUGGGAUUUUAAUAGCUAAGUCUGCAAGCUCCAGCGCUGCUAUGGCAGGUGCUGUGGCACUUCAGCCAUGCUCCGACCUGUCCGAUGUGACGCAGUUGGCUCAACCGUCGCUGUUUCUGAAACCUAUAGCACGGGUUUGCAUUGCCGUUCAGCUUCCCAAAACCUUGGCCGCAACUUCAGUAACCUCAGCGGUGGGAAAAAGCAUCUCGAAUUGGGAAGUUAUGGAGAAGAUAAAAACUCUUGCCAAGCCUAUGGUUUUCAGUAUGAUGAAAGUGACAACGAGUAACCUUGAGGUUAUUCGAUAUGAAGGCGAACUGGACAACAAAGAACUGGUUCUGAAAGUGAUGCACCAGUUGGAGGAUCAGACCAUAAAACUGAGCGGAUUUUCGGAGACAUUACGAAUUCAUUGCUCAGAAGCUAAGUUAAAUUUUCCUCAGCGGCAUGACUGGACUGCAUUUUUUCGUGAUGCACAGAAUCUCAACGAACUGAAGCCGGGACAGCGGCCCGAUACUGUUGUCCUGCGCAAUGUGCCCUGCAAAUGGUUCAGCAAACCGAAGCCCGAUAAUCCUUCCGUGCCUAAGGCGCCCCCGAGCACAGACGCUGCCGCGGAGGUGACCGAUCCAGCUGAGAACAGCUUUGUUCCGGUGGAUAAAAAGGGUGUAGACGUUAACAAUAAGCCAUCCAUGGACCGAUUGAAAGAAGUAUUCGGACUAUUUGGUAAGAUUCGCGCCGCCGAUGUGCCACUGCUGGAUCCAUCGCGCAAUCAGUCUCUCCUUGCCAGUAAUACGCUCAAAGGUUUCGGACAUGAGUUCGUUUUUGAUGCCUUUAUCCAGUAUGCUGAAUACAAUGCUUUUGUUAAAUGCCUCACUGCGUUAUACGGGAUGAAGCUGUUAUGGAAAGAGAGCGAGGAGAAGGCAUUUACUGCCAAUAUCAAGGUGGAAUUUGACAAAACUCAACAUAUGAGCGAAAAAAAUAUUCGCAAGCGGCGGCAGGAUCGUCUGGAAUAUUUGCGACUCGAAAAGCUCAAAGAGCAAAAAGCCAAAAAAGAUGCGGAAGAAGCUGAGAAGAAACGCAUAUUAGAGGCAGAGAGAGAGGCUGAGGAAUUGGGAAAAGAAGAAAAGAAGCGCCGCCGAGAAGAACGGCGCCGGCAACGACGACUAAUGGAGCAGAGAAAAGCCGCAGAAAGGAAGAGACAAGAAGAAGAACGAAAGCGGCAACACGAAGUAGCUGUCGAGGAGAGAAAGUUGUUGAUAGCUCAGCGCGAACUGGAAAGCGUUAGACUGUUAUCCAUACUUCUGGAACGGCUGAAGGAGAAACGAGAGGAAGAAUUAGCAGAAUUAGAGCGUAUUCAUCGUGAACAGGAGGAAAGAAGGCUAAAAGAGGAAGCGCGACAGCAGGAGCUGCAGAAAGAAGUCGAAUUCUCAAAAAUGCUGUCUCAAAAAGAAGAUGAACUGCGGAAAGCGUUGCUCAAAACUACACGAAAAGUAGAGAAAAAGAGAAAGCAAAAAGAAGAGAAAAAGUUGAAGAAACUGGAACGCAGAGAACGGAAACGGAUGAAAUUAAUUGCAAAGGGUCCGCCAGAUGUGGAUAAAAAACUGGAGCAAGUUUCUGAAUGGUUGGGGAAGAAUUUUCCUUCGCCUGCUGUCCAAUCCGCUGCGGUUUCGGAAAACCGUGCCAGUAGCUCGAAAAUCCAGCCGGUCGAUUGUACAACAAAUGGCGCACCGAGGCCAGCGAAAAAAGUCAAAGGUGCACGAAAAUCUAAUGGCAGGGAUUUUUCCAGAAACACGGAAGACUCGCAGCACAAAAAGAUUAGCCUGAGUCGCAGUAAUGAAGACUCUAGGUUAAGCAGUUUCCUUGUUGUUGUGCCUGUGCAUGCUGGUCAGCGUAAUCAUGUUGCAAUGGAAGACGAUGAGGCAGCAUUUCAGGCGCCUGUAAAUGUUUUAUACUGCUGAUUGUUAAAUGUAGAAGUCCACACUCUGUGAGAUGAGCGAUCUUGUGCCUCAAGAGCGAAUUUUUAUACUGAUAAAAAAUAAAAUUUACGAUU
This is a messenger RNA of Paramacrobiotus metropolitanus, 2103 nucleotides long. Its product is annotated as A-kinase anchor protein 17A-like. Lineage: Eukaryota; Metazoa; Tardigrada; Eutardigrada; Parachela; Macrobiotidae. The record is from RefSeq and is a predicted model, not a curated record.